AUGUUCCGGAACCGUUCGAAGAGCAACGACUCGAAACGGCAGAGCUCGAAAGAUCGAGCGCGUGCCGACCAUUUCACAUUCGACUACGAUUUAUCAGUGAGCACAAAAACCGAGUGGGAGGUUUUUCAGAUUUCUUUCAGAAUGUGUGCAAUCAUUUGGAGGCUCUCAUGAAUGCUUCUCGCUACGGAAACACGGAUCUCAUUUACAAAGUGAGAGCUUUCGAGCUCUGGAAAUUGCCUUUUUUUUCAGCUGUACGUGCACCACAUCGAUCUGAAAAUGACUGACGAAUCAGGGAACACGGCGAUGCACGUGGCAGUUAUGAACAACCAGCAAAAGGUGGUCCGGAUGCUCGUCGUGCUCUGCGCACCGUUCGAAAUAUGGAAGGUGAAGAACGGAAACGGACUGACUUCCAUCGAAUUGUGCACCGACGAAAAGUUGUUCCUCUUUUUCUCCGAAUGACAUUGAGAAUCGAUAGAAUUCAGAAUCCGUGCCGACUUCCACAACCUCGACAGUCCGCCGUCGCCGGCUCCAGACGGAUUCGUCGACGUCGACCACUACUACAACGAUCUGCUCGUGGAGGGAAAGAAGACGUGGAAGGAGGAGGAACGCGUGCUUUUGUCGCUGGACGGAGGCGGCAUUCGCGCGGUUAUCACCAUUCAAAUGCUCAUUCACAUCGACCAAAUGCUCGACGGAAAACUCGUCGAAAAGAUUGAUGACGUGGCGGGAACGAGUUGUGGAGGAGUCAUCGCACUUCUUCUCUCUACCAACAGUUGGGAAAUGAAACAGAGAGAGAGAGAGAGAAAGAUGGGAACGGAUGUUUUCAGAUCGGAACAUCGAAGAGACGCGCAAGUUGCUGCUCGACAUGAGAGAAAGAGUGUUCGCACGCGGGCAGGACAAGGGAGUGUGGCCCAAGUACAGUUCCAGCGGAAUGGAGUACAUCGCCCGACAUGUGACGACGUGGGAAGACUCGAAGAUGUCGGUGAUCAAGAGACAGCGGGCGAUGGUCACUGUGGCCGACACUCGGAUGGUCCCUCCGCAGCUGCUGCUCUUCCGUUCGUACCGUCCCGAAAUGCCCGAAGAGGCCAGCGAACAUUACAAAUUCUUUGAUCCGACGAAAGUGGAACUGUGGAAGGCCCUCCGAUGCACCACGUGAGUUCUCUCUUUUCCCUCCCGUCUGAAUGAAUGCUCCGUUUCCAGUGCGGCUCCGUUCUUUUUCGAGUCAUUCAACGGCCUUUCGGACGGCGGACUCAUCGCGAAUAACCCGACUCUCGCCCUCAUUUCUGACUUUCUUCUCACGAACAAACUGGAGAAGUCGUUCGCGAAAACGGAAGAGGAAAGGGCUCAGAAGGGAAAUUGGAAGAUCGGAUGCGUGAUUUCGCUGGGAACCGGAGUGUUUCCGACUGAAAAGAUCGACGGAAUCGAUCUCAGUUUGCCGCAUGUCGUAAGUUUUUACCAUGGAAUUGGAGGUAUUUACGAGUUCAGAAAAACCCGCUCAACUUCGCCAAGUCUUUCUAUAAAGCCAUUGGAAACACGAGAAACUUGUUGCAUUUGCUGGUCAAAGAGGUGAGAAACAUCUGGUAUAUUCUGUAGAAUUCCUUACGAUUCAAGUGCACAGCUUCUAAUGGUCAGCCGGUGAAAUACGCGAGGGAAUGGUGCCAUUCGAUUAACACGCCCUACUUCAGGUUCCUCAAGAAUCCUCAUCUGAUACCCUAACCUAAAGACUGGUUCCAGAUUCUCUCCGCAUUUGUCGCAAGGCAUUUCGCUCGAUGAAAUCGACCUGGCGAAGGUGAUGCAAGUGAUGUGGGAGACCGAACUCUACGUGGCUGCCCAUCGCCCCCAAUUUGUGAAACUUGUCAAUUUCCUCGCCACGAAACCGAGACGAGAAGUGAGAAAACAUUGCUACUUCAUAAGUAUUUACAUUGCUUUUCUAGGGAUUUGACCCGUCUACAUCUUCCCGAGACUCAGAACCAAUCGACCAUUCGGAGGCAACGUCUCUCAGUGAAGCGACUACGACGGAAACUGAACGUCACUAA
Caenorhabditis sp. 36 PRJEB53466 is the source of this 2033-nucleotide messenger RNA. The record is from the annotation of a GenBank genome assembly. NCBI's taxonomy places the organism in Eukaryota, Metazoa, Nematoda, Chromadorea, Rhabditida, Rhabditidae.